Molecule: messenger RNA, 1505 nt
Organism: Hyaena hyaena (striped hyena)
Lineage: Eukaryota; Metazoa; Chordata; Mammalia; Carnivora; Hyaenidae
Gene: SDR42E1
Product: short chain dehydrogenase/reductase family 42E, member 1
Exons: 3
Coding region: 110-1288 (392 amino acids)
Biological process (GO): steroid biosynthetic process
Molecular function (GO): 3-beta-hydroxy-Delta5-steroid dehydrogenase (NAD+) activity
Source: RefSeq, a predicted model, not a curated record
UUGCUAGACUUGAUCAUUAGCUGUCAUUUCGCAGUUCCUAGAAAUAUUACCUUCCAAAAGGACAGACGGUUCUGCUUUCCCAGGUACAGUGAGCUCCUGACAGCCACCUAUGGACCCCAAAAAAUCUCCAAAAGAAACGGUCCUUAUUACAGGCGGAGGUGGCUAUUUUGGUUUCCGCCUAGGCUGUGCUCUGAACCAGAAAGGAUUCCAUGUGAUUCUAUUUGACAUCAGCAGCCCUGCUCAUUCCAUGCCAGAAGGAGUCAGGUUUAUACACGGAGACAUCCGCCACCUCUGUGACGUGGAGAAAGCCUUCCAGGAUGCAGACAUCACGUGUGUGUUCCAUAUCGCCUCUUACGGCAUGUCGGGGCGGGAGCAGCUGAACCGCAGCCUGAUUGAAGAAGUCAACGUCCGGGGCACAGAGCACAUCCUCCAGGUUUGCAGGAGGAGGGGGGUGCCAAGGUUAGUUUACACUAGCACUUUCAAUGUCAUCUUUGGAGGUCAAGUUAUCAGAAACGGAGAUGAAUCUCUGCCUUACCUACCUCUUCACCUCCAUCCUGAUCACUACUCCCGGACCAAAUCUAUCGCGGAGAAGAAAGUGCUGGAGGCCAAUGGCACCACCCUGGUAAGAAGGGACGGUGUUUUGAGAACCUGUGCUCUGAGGCCGGCUGGCAUCUAUGGGCCCGGAGAACAAAGGCACCUUCCCAGGAUAGUGAGCUACAUUGAGAGGGGUCUGUUCCAGUUUGUGUACGGGGAUCCCGGGAGCCUGGUUGAAUUUGUCCACGUGGAUAACUUGGUCCAGGCUCACAUUCUGGCCUCAGAGGCCCUGACAGCUGCCAAGGGCCACGUUGCCUCUGGGCAGCCCUACUUCAUUUCGGACGGCAGACCCGUGAACAACUUCGAGUUCCUCCGGCCGCUGGUUGAGGGUCUGGGCUACAGGUUCCCAUCCAUCCGCCUGCCGUUGACCCUCAUCUACUGUUUUGCUUUCCUGACAGAAAUGGCUCACUUCAUUUUAGGCCGAGUCUACAACUUCCAGCCCUUCCUCACCCGCACAGAAGUUUACAAAACUGGCGUCACACACUACUUUAGUCUAGAGAAGGCCAAGAAGGAGCUGGGCUAUGAGGCUCAGCCAUUUGACCUCCAGGAAGUAGUCGCCUGGUUUAAAGCCCAUGGUCAUGGCAGGGGGCCUGGGGGUCAUGACUCUGGUCUUGUUUGGGAUGGGCUGAUGGUCUUCCUCUUGGCCAUAGUGGUUCUCAUAUGGCUGCCUUCUCCUGUGGCUCUGUCACUCUGAAGGAGCUAGAAACAUGGAGCUGAUCAUGCUUGCUGAGAUGGUUCUCAUAAAACACAGGUUUGAUUUAUCUUGAUCUAAAUAUAUCUAUAUCAAUAUCUGGAUAGACAGAUACAAAUAGAUAUCUGGUAGCAAAAUUUGGCUCCGCAAAUUGCUACUUAUGAAUAGAUUCUUGGAGGGGCUCUUGGGUGACUUAGUCCACUCUUAAUCUCAGCUCAGG